ACGUUGACAAGGAUGGGUUUUGUUUGUGCUAGAUCAGGUCCUUGAUCCCAGCGAGAAAUCGAGAAAUAUUCAAAAUGAAAUUAUUUACAAAGAAGUUACGAAAUUUACACAUAGCUUAAAAAAUUUAGGCGUGUUCGCUCUUGUUAUUUCCAUUGUUUUUGGAUGCAUGAAUGCUAACUCUUGAUGUUCUUCCUACAAAGAUGCGGAAACCGGGAGAGUGAAGCCAGGAAUGUUGCGGAAAGUGACGAAGUGAGCAUCUUUCGUACUGGACGCUUAUAAAGUGAAAUGGACAUUGGAAAAUUAUUGCACGAGGUUUGUCGGAUUGGGAAGAAACGUGGUCUAAGCACUUGUAAAUGCAGACAAGUUUCGGAUGCAGUUCAGUGUUUUGUCGAUAAAUACCACCACGGUUCAAACUUGUAAUUUGCACUAGUUCGUAUUUGUGAGGUCCGGGGUUCGAACCUCGACCCGGAGACAUACUAUAUCCUACUUUUCUCAGUCAGUCAGGGCAUAGGUCACGAUCACUUCCUUCUAUGUUAUUCCCAGUUUAUAAUGACCCAGCCUUUCAGCUCCGUUGUAGGCAAAGUGAUGUUAAUUAAAGCAGGGAACAGAUGACACCCCAAUUCGUGUUUUACUGUCAGGCGCAAACGAGUUUUAUCCAUGUAAGAGCGCAGGAGCCAAAGCCUGCCGACAGAUGUCUCAGAAACAGAGGUGACAUGAGAACGGAAUUUGGCGACAAGUUAUGAAGUGAGUUCGGACAAAGUCGUGGUGCCACGCGAUGUUUGAGGGUUGUCAUCACGGUGGUGACUCGGGCGGUAGCUGCGCCGGGCCGCGAUGCACCGACGUUGCCGAGAAACUGGCCCAGCUGUUUGGCUGGAGACAGACUUACAAGGUGGAGAAACUGCAGAGGUCUUUAGCCGCCUCGGUAGCCCGGAGGAAUUCUCUUCUGCAGCAACAACAACAACAACUCCGGAUCCAAGCGCAGGCCGGAUGCGCGGCAGAACCUAUGAGGAAGUCAACAGAUUCAUGGGUGGUUGUCCACAACUUGCAGUCACAGUCAGAUGGAGGAAUUCUUGACCCCGAUGAUCGUCUCAAUGAUGUGGCGGACGACCGUGAGCAGAUCAUUGCAAACUUUGAAGAUGGUGAUGGACAGCAUCACGGAGGGGGUGAUGGUGCUAGUGGGAGCUCUGUAGGUACGGGCAGUCCGGACAUCUUCCAGAGUGAAAAUUCAAAAUUUCAGCCAUUGUCUCGGACUGACAUUGAGGUGACGGGCGAGCAGAUUGCAUCAGGUUUGAUAGCAGCACCGCUUCAAGUUCGAAGGGGUAGUGAACCUGCAUUGAACCAGCUGGUACCAGCUGUAGGAGGUGUGCCACCCCCUGUACCUGGUACCGGCACUACCGGUUGUGCCAGCGCAGGAAGUGGUUCUGGUGCUGCCUCUGCUGCAACAGAUCCUUCCAAAAGAUGGUCAGCGACUCCAAUUAUAGUGGAUGACGAAGAUGAAGUGAAGGAGAAGCGAUCCUCUCACCGGAAGGAGGGGAGUCGUGGUGGAAAGCUCGGUAAUGGCUACCUCUCUUCUGAUUGGUCGUGCUUGGAGAAGGUCACUGAUGAAGAAGAGUGUUCAUCCUCGGGAUUCACUCGAUUUGUACGUGAUGGCUCAAACCGUUUGUCAAUGCAGUUCCUUGGUGAUGGAGCAGGAGGAUUCAGGUGGGCUGAUGCAGCUGAAACAGCAGCCAUCACAUCGGGACCUGCUGUUAGAGGUCAGUCGAAAUCUCUGCCAAGAGAUCAUCGAAGAAAAGAGCCACUAGGACAAGCAAAUUCUACAAGUCCUGUUCUUCGUACAGCACAUCACCACAGCCAUAGUCACGUGGUCCACGAUUCUGAUAUCGAAGAUGACCUCAAUUCUGAAAGCGUGGAGUACGUAGUCAUGCACAAUGAGAGUGGGCCACUGGGAAUCCAUGUUGUGCCAGAUUACGAUCGCCUGGGUAAAGAUCGUGGGCUGUUGGUGCAGGGUAUUGAACCAGGUGGACGGAUAGACCGAGAUGGCCGAUUAGUAGUGUAUGAUCGAAUUAUUGAGAUCAAUGGCCAGAACUUGCUCAACAUGCCCUUUCAAAGGGUCCAGGAGAUCUUCAAAGAUUCCCUCCGUUGCCCAGAGCUGCAACUGAGGGUGAUCAAACACCACAGUAGUGCCAUGGAUCACACCUUCAAGAAGCCUCCCCCUCCCGUCUUCCCACGCUCCAUCAGAGGGCUUGAUGACAGGGAGAACAUCGCCAUGGUUGAAGGGGAGGAGCGACCAGAGAGUAUGAGGACAAAGAUUGCAACUGUCUCUCCAACUAAGAAGGUCUCCCCUGCUCCUCGUAAUACAGCAACCAGCUUACAGACUGCCAACACAAGGAAAAUUGGUCGCAAAAUUGAAUUAGAAUUGACCAAAGGGGUGUACGGCCUUGGCUUCAGUAUUACAACAAGGGACAAUCCUGCAGGCGGCAACUGUCCUAUAUACAUCAAAAACAUCCUGCCAAAAGGUGCAGCAGUUGAGGAUGGAAGACUGAAGCCUGGAGACAGGCUUCUAGAGGUGAAUGGAGUCGAAAUGACUGGCAAGACACAAUCAGAAGCUGUUUCAGUUCUACGUAAUGCUCCACAAGGCAGCAAGGUGUCUAUAGUUGUGUCCCGUCAGGAAGAUUCCAGCACAAGUCCUAGACUGCCCCGACAAAUCGUUGCUCCCGAAUCAACAGGUAGUGACACUGGCUUCUCUCCAGAGGCAUUCCAACAGAGCUGCAGUUUGCAAGAAAAUCUGGUUUCGAGAUCAUCUCAUAUUCAUGAGCCACCAGAGAAAGUGAACGAUGAUGGUAUGGUGUUUCCAUGGAAACAUCGAGAAAUUCUCACAUUUGAUAUUCCAGUCCACGAUACUGAGAAGGCUGGUCUAGGAGUGAGUGUUAAAGGUAAAACAUCUGCAAGUCAUAGCAUGAACCAUGGUAAUGGAAGCCCUGGUUCAUCAUCAGUAGACCUAGGGAUCUUUGUGAAGAGUGUCCUACAUGGAGGUGCAGCCUCCAGAGAUGGUCGUCUCCGAACUAAUGACCAACUUCUCAAUGUGAAUGGGAUUUCUCUUCUUGCACAGUCCAACUCUGAUGCCAUGGAAACACUUAGGAGGGCAAUGCUGCACACGGAAGGACCGAUACCUGGUGUGAUCUCCUUGACAAUAGCCAGAAGAGCCUCGUCCCCUGGACCUCACAGCCUUAGCAAUGGCCUCCAGCAUUCUCAGUCAGGUCAUGAUUCUGUGUCCAGUCUCCUCACAAGUUCCUCAGGGACAGAGACGUCUGUGUGUAUUAACAGCGUGAAGUCAGAAAAUGAGGCAUACACUCCAGAUAACUCUGGUACAAGUGAAAAUUCUGACAAUACAGUGAUCUUUUUACCCUAUAAGGAUGAAACUGAUCAUUCCAGAGAAAGCAGCCAUCUAAGUGCCAAAUCUUCUGACAACUGUCCAAAUAACGGAGAGAAUGUUUCAUCAAGAAAUCCUGUUAUUGAUCGCCUAACGGGGCAUGUGGCAACCCAGAACCCAAACCCCAUGAGGAAUGAAAGCUAUUACCGAGCAACUCUUGAAACAUGGAACGCUACAGUGCUGCUCAGUGGUGGGGCAGCUGAUAAGCUGACUAGUCCAACGGUGAACUUGCCAUCAGGAGAAAUGGUGCUGAUUGAGGAGGAGUACACACCACAAAACCUGCCUACAGUAUCUCACUCCCACCGGAUAGGCAAGUCUUUACCAGAGAAGGCACCGCCAUGUCAGAGAGGUGCGGCAGAACCAGAUGGAAGGGGUGGUCUGACAGGAACAUUUUCAAGUGGUGGCCCGGCAUCUGAUCAAAGCAGCGACAUACAUGCAGCAGAUAUAACCUAUGCAAGCCAACUAUCACUGGAGGAAGCAGCUGGCUUCACAAGGGAUGCUUUUGGACGGCAAAGUAUGUCUGAGAAGCGUCAUGCAACCUUGGAUGCAAAACACACUGAUACAUACCAGCGCAACAAGAAGCUUAGAGAGGAGCGAGAGAGAUUGCGACACAUGCAGCUCCAGCAGCAACAGCUUAAUGACCAAAAGAGGGCAGAAUUACAGGUUAAGAAUAGAGUGAAACCAAACCGGGAAAUAAUAGCAUCCAGUAUGAUUCGAGCCAACUCAAUAGAAUCUAUAAUUAGUGUAACUCGAUCACAAGCUGACUCAGAAAGAUCAGAUGUACACACAAAGAAUGAAUUUGGUCCAUCACUAGGGAUGAAAAAAUCAUCAAGUUUGGAAUCAUUACAGACAAUGGUGCAAGAAAUUCAAAUGCAGGAAGAUUCUGAUCCAGCUUACACAUACCGAAAUGCUCAAGGUGCAGUCAGGGUGAUUCGAGGCCGAGGCUGCAACGAGAGUUUCAGAGCUGCUGUGGAUCGUAGCUAUGAAGCACCUCUCUCAGACCUGCGCUCUAGAAUUGAGAUGGAAACUCAAACAAGUGUAAGACAAGAGCUGCAGGCUUGGCAUCUUGAACCCAAACAUCGGUUCUUCCCCCACACAGUUGCAGAGGAAGACGGGCCCCCAACAGUGAGUGUGCCUGUAGACUGUGGGCCAGGAAUGUGUCCCAGUGCUUUUGGGUCAGUUCGAGGUGGACCCAGACAGUCUUCACUGAAUGCAAUUUUGGACAACAAGAAUAAGCCAGGCAAGAAGAAGCCUGGACUCUUCAGGGGUAUUGGCUCCAUGUUCAGAUUUGGUAAACAUCGCAAAACUCUGGAUGUGCCGCUGCAGCUAGCUCUGCAAGUGGAGCAGGAGGAAAUGGAGGGGGGAGAGGGGUCAUGUGGUAGGGAGGAGGAGAGAGAAGCAGCACGCAGAGCUGCUCAGGAGGAACAGCAGAGGAUACAAGAACAAUACCGCCGACUCAUGCAGCGACAGAUACAAUUAGAGAGCCAAAUUUCCAACAACCUUCAUGAGCAUUCUGGCACCAAUGCAAGUUCUGAGCCUGGAGGUCCUUUACCUGUCGGAGUCCACCAUUCACACCAUCGUCGUGAGGGCUCGACGUCCUCGGCAUCAAGCCAGGCUUCUGCAGCACCAGGGGGCCCUGGUGGCCAAUCUCGCACAGAGCGCAUCCACCAAUUACGGGCCCAGCAUCAACGUAGACAUGCUGAGAGGAGGGGUCAGUAUCCCAUGGAUGACAGGGAGGAAAGAUACGAAGAAGUUAUUAGACAGAGAUUAGAACAGCCAGAAUUUUCAAACACCCAACAGCAGGCGCCUGUGCGGUCAGCGAGCUAUGAUUUGUAUGGGGAAAUGACUCGUCCUGGCAGCCGUGCUGGCAUUACUGAUCCAGCGCGCUUUAGUCAUUAUGUCAACUAUGAAGAGAUUCAACAGCAUCUCAGCAAACGCAAAGAACAGCUCUCUGAAGUUCAGAUAAUGCAAAUGAGGCUCCAAGUUCAGCAUCAGAGGUUUAAAGUUGAAGAAGAAAGUCGCAGGCAGCAACAUUAUCACUCUCAGCGCCGUGACAACCGUGAAUCACACCAGAGACCAGUCUCAAAUUUCUAUGAGUAUGAGAGCGUACAAGGUGUGAUGCAAUCAAGUCAGCACCGAGAUGAUGUCAGGUCAAAUCUGCUUCAAGAUGAAAUAAUGAGAUCCAGUCAGAAUCGAGAUGAAGUUAUGAGGCCCAACCAGCUUCGAGAUGAUGGCACAAGGUCCAAUCAGUAUAGAGAUGAGAACAAGAGGUCCAAGCAACAUCGAGAUGAAGUCAUUAGGACCAUUCAGCAUAGAGACGAGACCAUGAGGUCUUCUCAGCAUCGAGAAGAGAGCCAAAAGCAUAGACUGAAUAAAGAUGAUAUUCUGAGAACAAGUCAGCAUCAACAUGGAACCACCAUCACUGUCGACAACAACUCUAACUCCUUACAACGACGGAUGCAGUUGCAGGAUAACAAAGGAGCAAACAACAAAAAUAACAAUAGUGCAAACAGCUAUCAACACCCGUACCAGUCUUCCACAAGUUCAAAAUAUAGCUCCAGUAGUAACACCCACGUAGUUAAUGUAAAUGGUAACAAUCAUCACAUGCGAACCUCACAUACGCAUGACAUAGAUCAGCAGAACAAUCGUAGUGGUAGUAAUGGUGGUGUGAACGGUUUGCCCACACUUCCCCUUGUCCAUAACAUUGGCCCAUCAAAUCAUCACACUCAUGGGAACAGAGGUGUUAACAUUUUGGGCUCUAAAAUCAAUAAUAUCACAGGGCGGACACAAGGACCAUUCGUUACUCACGUCACUAUUGGUCAACAAACAAGCCAGACUCAGCCAUCAGGAUCAAAAGUGUAGUAUUUUGAAAAAAAUGAAGAGGAUUUUAGUUUCAACACUGUCAGGAGGAGAUUUGAUGUGAUGUAAAUAUGACACUUCUGUGUCAUUUGAAAGUACCUGUAAAAAUGUUCAUAGUGGCCAUAUGAUCUUAUAGACAUUUAAAUUAAAUAAAUAUUACUGAACCAUUAUAGAACAUGAGAUAUUUAUAUAAAUUUGCCAUUUUUGUGCUACUGAUAUAUUGAGAUGAAUGAGAAGAAACAAGCAGUGUGGCAGAGAAUAAUAUUAGCAAAUGAAGGAAUGCAUCACAACUUGAGCAUCAGAGCAUCGUAGAGAUUUAUUAUGUUUGAAACAUAGAUUUUAUAUGAAUUUUUAUUCCUAAUAAAGAUAUCUCAGAAUUUAUGGAAUAAAGACAUGAUCUUACAAUCAUUAAGAGUGUGAAGUGUGGUGCAUAAAUGUGUGUGCAUAUUCUGAAUUGUGAGUUCUGUAUGCAGGUAUAUGAGCCAUUUAUAAAAACUAAUAAAUUUAUGAAUUUGUUUAAUAAUGAUGCUAUGAAGGCAAGUUUUUAAGUGCAAUUGAAAUGAAGUGCUGAACAUUUAAUAUGACAAUAACCAGUAGAUAUAAUUUUCAUUGUGCAGUUUUAGUGGCAUACAGUACUAAAAUGUUGCAUGUGAAACAAGUCACAAUUUUAAAUAAUUAUUGUAUCAUACAUGUUACAUAUAUGUAAGCUUUUAUAUGUGAAAUUUAUUAUUGGAUGAGUGCAUCUGUUGAUUUUUACAGUGAAGGGAUUUAGUUUUAUACAUUACAAACGAAUGCUAAUGUUUUUUCCUUAAACUGUAUUGUCAGACUGCACGUUUUUAAAUAGAGUUAUACCUCUGCCUGCUG
Messenger RNA from Zootermopsis nevadensis, 7153 nucleotides. The record is from RefSeq and is a predicted model, not a curated record. NCBI's taxonomy places the organism in Eukaryota, Metazoa, Arthropoda, Insecta, Blattodea, Termopsidae.